GUUCAGGCUGAACUUUCAAUGGACGCACUCCUCUAACCGGACUUUCCUCUAACCGGACUUUCCUCUAACCGGACUUUCUUCUAACCGGACUUUCCUCUAACCGGACUUUCCUCUCCCGUUCGCCCGCCUGAGGAGGAAGUGCAGCCCGGGGCGGUUCUCCUCACCUCUCUGCUGAACCUGAGACUCUUCCCGGAGGAACCUGUGGAGGAGGAACAUCUCCAUUUGAACUUCCGGACAAGCUUCCUGCUGCUGGUGUUCUUCUUCUCCCCUCGGGUGUGAUCCUCCCAUCGAGCACCAUGUCUCUGAAGACCAGCCAGAAGACGACCACCACCUCCUACCGGACCGUGAACGUGGCCCCUCAGGAGCAGGUGUCCCCCACCUCCUACCGGACCCUGAGCCUGGCUCCCCAGCAGCAGGUGUCCACCACCCUGCUGUCCUCCGGGUCCGUGUCCCCUCAGAGCGACUACUCCUACGAGACGGUCCGGUACCUGGUUCCGGUGCAGCAGGGCAUGCAGCAGCAGCACCACCAGAACUUCGUGAUGAUGCCUCAGCAGAUGAUGCAGCCCAUGGUGCAGCCCAUGAUGCAGCAGGUGAUGCAGCCCAUGGUGCAGCCCAUGAUGCAGCAGAUGGUCCGGUGCGUGUCCCCCAUGUACGUGCAGACCCUGCCCCGGCAACAGCUGCUGAGCGUCAGCAGCCAGGAGUCCGACCUGUACCUGCAGCAGCAGACCGUGGAGAGCAUCAGCGGGAAGUCGUCGUCGUACAGCCUGUCGUCCAGUCCUGUCAAGAGCCCUGAGCCGAGCGCUGAGGAGGAGGAAGAAGAGGAGGAGGAGGAGGAAGAGGAGGAAGAAGAGGAGGAAGAAGAGGAGGUAGAGGUGGAGGAGGUGGAGGUCAUCAACAUCAUACAGCAGAAGCCUCCGCCGGCGAUAGAGAGGAUCUCCCGGACGGAGGUGAGGAGCGAGCUGAGGGAGGUGCAGCAGCCGACCAAGAUGGACACGCGCUACUUCGGCGAGCUGCUGGCCGACGUCUACCGGAAGAACUGCGACAUCCACUCCUGCAUCUCCGAGCACGUGUCCAAGAUCCGUGGACAUAAACAUCAGCUGGAUCCCAGCAACGACUACAAGGUGGAGAAGGAGGAGGUGGAGGCCUUGAUUCCCAAAGGAGGAACUGAACUGACCAAGCAGCAGAUCCGUUACCUGCUGCAGACUCGUCUCACUGCAGAUAAGAGCAUGCGCCUCCUGCUCUCCACCUUCAGCAGUCUGAGGGAGGAGCUCCUCCACAUGUCCGAGGACCUGCGGCGUCUGGAGAUGGAGAAGGAAUCCCUGGAGCGAGAUCUGAGCUUCAAAGCCGACCAGGCCAAGCAGUACGACGUCCUCCUAGAGGCCGUCCGGGACAACAACAGGCAGCUGCAGCUGUCCCUGAAGGAGACCAGUUCCUCCCAGCGCUCCCUGGAGACUCAGCUGUCCAGCAGCAGAAACACCGACUCCAGCCGCGAGUUCAAGGUCAAAGAGCUGGAGGGAAGGAUGAGGGCGAUGGAGAAAGAGAACGAGAUGCUUCGGACCAAGGUGGCCGGUCAGGGCAGCAGCACCACCCUGCACCUGAAGACGGAGGAGCUGUCCCGUCAGUACAACGACCAGCUGAGCUCCAUGAGACAAGAGAAGGACUCAGAGAUAACCAGGCUCAGGACCCAGAUCACACGGAUCCAGACUGAGACGACCAGCGAGCAGUCGUCGUCGGACAAGAGCCUCCACCUGAAGAUCUCGGAGCUGCUGGUCAUGUUGGAGCAGCGGCAGACCACCAUCACCCGGCAGGAGGAGGAGAUCAAGAAGCUGAUGAGGGACAAAAACGACAGCUCCAAGAACACCACCAAGACCGUCAUCACCAAGAGAUACAGGAACCAGUACCCUAUCCUCGGGCUGCUCGGCGACGACUACGUUUCGAGUCAUUCACCGAUCAAAGAGGACAAGACCAUCGUCAUCGAGAGAACAACUGGAGAGAUCAUCAAACAGGAAAUCAUUACUUCACCUUAAAGACACACUGCUUCUCUCCGACAGGCAUGAUCGAACGACAAG
Messenger RNA from Limanda limanda (common dab), 2069 nucleotides. It is a transcript of the gene pof1b, whose product is annotated as POF1B actin binding protein. NCBI's taxonomy places the organism in Eukaryota, Metazoa, Chordata, Actinopteri, Pleuronectiformes, Pleuronectidae. Gene Ontology annotation, cellular component: actin filament; adherens junction; bicellular tight junction. Gene Ontology annotation, biological process: actin filament organization; bicellular tight junction assembly; epithelial cell morphogenesis. Gene Ontology annotation, molecular function: actin filament binding. The record is from RefSeq and is a predicted model, not a curated record. The transcript has 13 exons. Bases 297 to 2027 code for a protein of 576 amino acids.